GAAAGGAAACUGAGAGUAACCCUUUUGAGUGCUGAAUGGAAAGCAUCAAGCAAUGGAGACUUAACAACCAUCAACAGAGAGCUAGCAAUACAGAUGGCUAAACAUCCCAAUGUGGAAGUCAGUGUUUUCUUACCUCGGUGUAGUGAGGAGGACAAGAAAGAUGCUGAUAGUUACAAUGUUAAACUCAUUGAAGCAGUUAAACUGCCUGGUUUAAAACCAGUUCUUUGGCUAGCCUCUGUACCUGAUGGCCAUGCUAUGGAUUGUGUAGUAGGACAUGGAGUAGCUCUUGGUCAGCAAAUUCCACUCAUAAAGAAAAAUCCAAAUUACAGUCAUUGCAAAUGGAUUCAAGUUGUCCAUACUGCCCCUGAAGAAAUUGGCAUGUACAAAAACAUUUCUGAAGGUCAACAAAUGCAGCAAACAGAGAUAGAACUAUGUGAAAUGGCUGAUCAAGUUGUAACAAUUGGCCUCAAGCUAACCGAAGCAUAUAAGAACCAACUCGGAAAAAAAGAUGUUUUUAACCUGACGCCAAGCAUUCUCUCUGAAUUUUCAGAUGUGCAGCAAGCUAGUGAUGAAAGAAGAACAUUUUGUGCCUUGGUUAUUGAGAGUGGUGAUAGUGAAGAUUUUGAUGUUAAAGGAUACAAAAUUGCAGCGAAAGCUAUUGCUAACCUGAAAGAUAAAUCUUACCAACUCAAGUUUGCUUCCAAACAGAGUGGAAAAGAAGAUGAAUUAAAACACAAGUUACUUCAGUGUGGUAUUGAUCAUAAUCAGCUAAUUAUCUCCAGCUUCGAUGAAAACAGGAAAACAUUAGCUAACUUAUUCUCUAUGGUGGAUAUUGUUCUAUUGCCCUCAAAAACCGAGGGAUUCGGGUUGAGUGCUCUUAAAGCCAUAUCUGCUGGUCUUCCAGUACUUGUCAGUGGAAACUCAGGAAUUGCAGAGGCCUUAAGGGAGGUGCCUAUUGGGUCCCAUUGUAUAGUGGAUUCAGAGGAUCCUGCAGAUUGGGCCAGAGCAAUAAAAGGUGUGCGUGACAAAAAAAGGAAUGUACGACUUGCAGAGGCUAAGAUUCUCCGUGGAAACUAUUUGCAGCAGUUCAGCUGGGAGGAGCGUUGUGAUUUCCUUGUUACAAAGAUGUGCAAACUAGCAUUUGGUAAGUUUUAUCACCUUGCAUCAGAAAUGCAGAAGUUUUAAUCAAAUUUGAAAUAAUGACAAAGCUCACAUGUUUUGUGUUAAAUAUUCAAUUUACAAGGUAGCAGUUGUUUUUAAAUGCUAUAGGGCAGUAGUCUUAUGGAAUGUUACAAGUUUACAUUUAGGAAAACUGGUAAUCCAAGGCUAUAAGUUGGUGCUAAUGGCCAUUGUUGUUAACAAUAGUAAAAUUUGUGUACUGCAUAGCCACUAUUCAAUUGGAAGAUUGCUGACUGUGCAAUUUGCUCUGAAGGAACACUGGUGUAGAAACCCUCUAAUAAUGAGGACCUGAAAACAGAUUGUCAUCCAAUGUGUUUGAAGGUUAAUGUGAUAUUAAUGGUUCAAGUGGAUUUGAAGUAAAAUUAUUUCUCCAUUUUAUCAUAUAUUCUUACCGCAUUGUCCAACCCUACUGAAAAAAAUUCACAUGGAAUUAAAUGCGACUGAUAGUGAACUUUCAAAGCAAUUCUCUUGUGUGGCAUGUCAAUUUCUUGUAAACAUCCUGCAUUUUAUUAUGUAUUUCACACACAGAGGGCAAAGUCCAGAUAGGCAACAACCAAUCAAGGAGCCCUCUUUGAAAUAUUAUCUUGUACUCUUGGUCGUUGUAUCUUCACUUAUUUGAGAGUGUAACAUAUCUUUGCUUAGGUUUUAUUGGAGAUACAACAGAGUUUCAGUUUGCUUUUCGCAGUAGAAUUCGUAUGUGGAAUUAUAUUUUUGAAGCAACUAACUGUAGACAAACAAUUUUGAUGGUAUCCAGUUAAGUCGCCGACGGUUCAACUCGCCAACGCCAACUCGCCGACGUAUAAAGUCGAGUAGAGACGUCGGCGAGUUGGUCUUCAAUCCAGUACAACUUAUUAGAAGAUAGACAUAUAGAAAAGUAAAAGAUAUUUAGUGAAAAAACAAUUUUUUUUUCUUCCAACAAAGUUUAUAAGGAUCUCAUGGAGAAUAAAGCAAGGUAAACAUCGCCAAUAAAUAUGAAAGCUUCAGACGCGAACGAGUUAUUGUGUGACAACACUGUAAAGACUCAUGACAGUCGAUCAGAUUAUUUUAAGAAAACUUGACUUUAUAGACAAGACCUUUAUUAAAAAAAACAAUUCUUUUUAUUUCCGACAAAGUUUAUGAGGAUCUCAAGGCGAAGAAAGCAAGGUAAACAUCGCCAUUAAUCAAAAAAACUUUAGACGCGAACGAGUUAUUGUGUGACAACGACACUGUAAAGACUUAUCUUGUCACUCGGUCAUUUUUUUUUUAAAAAAGACGACUUUCUAAACAAGAUCUUUCGCAAAAAAACCAACUUUUUAUUUCCAACAAAGUUUAUAGGGAUUUCAAGGCGAGUAAAGCAAGGUGAAUAUCGCCAAUGACCAAAAAAGCUUUAGGCGCGAACGAGUUAUUGUGUGACAACCAUAACAACCAGGCGGAACGACAUGUUUUUUUAACUUUAAAGAAUGAUUUAUUCAUGAUCGAGCAUGUUUGAUUUACGAUAAGAUUUGAUAUAUUAUAAAGAUCAAGUGAACAUGUGAAAGCUAUACAUAUCUGUCAUGUAUUACUUAAGAACUACACACCCCAAACAACAUGGCGGUUCGGCAAGUAAAAGACUGUUUAAUGAAGCCUCAUGCGUGCGCAUGAGCAAACCAUAUAUGGUAACACGCAACAUACAACACACUGGAAAACCAUAACAUUCCUCCACACAUAAAACGAUCUGUCCCUAGCUUUCAAAACAAGCCCUAAAAUACAAUUUCAAGGAAAACAUAAAAUAAACCAACAGUGUCCGGUAACCACAGUUCGAAAGGUAAGAACGACCUUUAAACAAGAAAACGAACAGAAUAAAACAAAGUUCAGAGAUCAAGCCUCUGUGGUGCCCUGCGAACUCUCUGAGGGUGUUGUCGCAUUUUGACCAUCGGACUAACUGUAGCUGGUUUAGCAUCAGGAGGGUCAGGUACCGUAGGUGUGGAAACAGGAACCAUCUUUGGUUGAUCUUUUUUGGAACCUCCUGGAGCUGUGCCGCCCUCAGUGGUUGGAGUACUUGAUGUAAUUGGGGUCAGUGGUGUGUUGGCCAUUUCAGGUUGGCUGACUUCAACACUACAGUCGGCGUCAGUGCUUUCAACUGUGUGUCCAACUGCCGUUGGUCUCAACUGAUCAAUAUGUCGGCGCCAGGUCAGUCCCGGUGCCACCUGUACCUCAUACAUCAGCGGACCUGUUUUGUUAACAAUCAGCCCUGGACGCCACUUCAGAUCCCCUCGAUAAUCCCGUGACAUAACUGAGUCACCAAUCUCUAACUGGCGAUACUGUUUACCCUUGUCAAUCGCUGCCUUAAUGCUCUGCUGGUGUUGUUGGUUAACCAUCUUACGGUUUAAGUUAGGUUUCACCAAAUCUAGGAGAGUACGCAAUGGUCUUCCCAGGAGUAACUGUGCUGGGCUCUCACCGGUGGUGGGUGUGGGGUGUUCCUGUAAGCUAUGAGAAACUUCGCCAACUUCUCCCUCACUGGCUUGGGGCUUUGACGCAUGGAACGCAAAGCCUGUUUGAAGGUCUGUACUGUCCUUUCCGCAAGACCAUUCGUCGCUGGAUGGUACGGUGCUGAAGUUAUAUGGCGGAUGCCAUUGGACUUGACAAAUGUCUGGAAUUCCUCCGAAACAAACUGUGUACCAUUGUCACUGACUAUCUGUUCUGGAAUUCCGAAUCUGGCGAACAAAUCGCGUAGAAUUUCGAUAGUCGAACUUGAAGAAGUUGACUUGACUGGAACCACUUCUGGCCACUUGGUGUGUGCGUCGACAACCACUAAGAACAUCGAGUUCUGAAAUGGCCCUGCGUAGUCGAUGUGUAUACGCUGCCAUGGUGUAGUGGCCCCUCCCACGGAUGUAGUGGUGUUUUAGCAGGCAUCUUCUGAUUUUGCUGACACCCGCUGCAGCCUUUCGCUAGCUCUUCCAGAUGACCAUUGAUAUUAGGCCACCAUACGUAGCUCCUCGCGAGUGCUUUCAUUUUGACCAUGCCCAGAUGCCCAUCAUGAAGUUCCUCUAACACUCUGCUUUGUAACUUAUUGGGAACGACCACUCUCAUUCCCCAUAGGAUGCAGCCUUGGUGAACUGUCAGUUCAUUGCGUCGCUCGUAAUAAGGCUUGUCUCCCUCCACACGAGUAGACCAUCCUUUCACGAUAGAAUCAUGUAUCCUCGCUAGGACAACGUCACGACGUGUUUCUCUUGCCACUGCUUCACUGGUUAUAGGUAAUGGCACAAACUGAGAGGCGUGGAACACCUCUGUUGAAUCCACCUCCAAGUCUUCUCGCUCUUUCUGCUGGAGAGGGAGCCGUGACAGUCCAUCGGCAUUGCAGUGUUUGGUUGUACUCUUAUACUCAAUGAUAUAGUCGAACCCAGACAAGAACAAUGCAUAUCGCUGAAGCCUUGCAGCAGUCAUGGCUGGAACUCCCUUUUCUGGGUGGAAGAUGGCAGUGAGGGGCUUGUGGUCUGUAAUGAGCGUAAAUCGUCUCCCAUAGAGGUAAACAUGAAAUCGUUUCACCCCCCACACAAUGGACAAUGCCUCCUUGUCUAUCUGUGCAUACCGUCGUUCAGUCUUGGUCAACGAUCGGGACGCAAAAGCUACCGGCCUUUCGCUACCAUCGGACAUGACGUGUGAAAGAACCGCGCCGAUGCCAGUUGGUGAAGCAUCACAUGCCAGCCUAACCGGUAAUGCUGGGUCAUAGUGCGUUAGCACCUGCUCAGAUGUAAUCAUACGCUUAGCCUCAGUGAACGCUCGCUCGCACCGUUCAGUCCACUGCCAUUCGUUGUUUUGCUCUAACAACUGGUGAAGUGGGUGGAGAACUGUAGACGCAUUGGGCAAGAAACGGUUGUAAUAGUUUACGAGCCCUAAAAAUGAGCGAAGCUGUGACACAUUCUCAGGUCUUGGUGCACUGACCACUGCUUCAAUCUUCUCUUGUGUCUUGUGUAGACCUUCCUUAUCGAUCUCAUGCCCACAAAACUGAACUCUAUCUUUGAAGAACUCGCACUUUUCCUUGUUAGCCUUCAGACCCGCAACUUGUAAUCGCUUGAGUACACUCUCCAGGUUCUCCAAAUGUUCUUCAUCGGUUUUACCUGUGACAAUCAUGUCAUCAAGGAUGCACUGGGUCCCAGGUAUUCCCUGUAAUACCUGGUCUAUGGCACGCUGCCAAAUGGCUGGAGACGAAGAGAUGCCAAAGACUAAGCGAUUGUAUCGAAAAAGGCCCUUGUGUGUAUUAAUCGUAAGGAGUUCCUUGGAUCUUUCGGUUACUUCCAUCUGGUGAUAAGCUUGGCGAAGGUCAAGCUUACUGAAAUGUCUACCGCCAGCCAAAUUUGCAAAAAUAUCCUCUAUACGUGGCAGAGGGUACUGUUCUGCAAGAAGUACUGGGUUCACUGAGACCUUAAAAUCGCCACAAACUCGUACCGAUCCGUUUCGCUUGACUACCGGGACAAUUGGGGUCGCCCAUUCACUGUAUUCUACUUUAGAGAGAAUACCUUCCUUCUCUAAGCGUGUAAAUUCUGCUUCUACUUUGGGGCGGAGUGCGUAUGGCACUUGGCGUGGUUUAUGAAAGCUGGACUGGCAGCCUUCCUCGACCUUCAAAUCCGCCUUGUAGCCUUUAAGUGUGCCCAGAUUUUCGGAGAAAACAGACUCGUACUUCUGUAGUAGCUGAUCCACUUUGCGUGCCAUACCCCCUUCUGAAGUCUUGCUAAGCUUAAAGGUUUUGAUUUCACCCCAGUUCAGUUGAAUGUUGGACAGCCAGUCACGCCCAAACAGUGCUGGUCCCUGCGUCUCAACAACUUGUAGGUUUAACUCUUUUUCCUGGCCCUUGAACUUAACAUUACAUCUCAUCUCUCCCUUAGGUGUGAUUUUCUGCCCAGUGUAUGUCUUAAGUGUCACAAGGCUCUUUGAAAGUUUGACAUGAUUAAAAUGUUCCUUAUAUUGUUUGUAUGGAAGUACAGACACCGCUGACCCUGUGUCUAGUUCCAUCUUGACCACCUUUCCCUGUAUUUCGGGGUUGACCCAUAUUACGUGAUCCUUGUCACCCACAUUAUUAACCUCAAGGGAUGCCAAAUAAUCAUCGCUGUCCCCGUCAUCGCUGUCUACAUAAUUUACUGGGGGUUGGGAAACUUGUGUCUCUUUUUUCUUUGAUUUACAAGCCCUCACAAUGUGACCAGUCUUGUUACAGUGGUGGCAUUUUUCUUUCUUGAAUGGACAACUUUUGUGAUCAUGAAUUCCCAAACAGCGGUAGCAACUUUGAUCACCCGUUCUCUUGGGGGAAAAAGAACCCUUUUUCUCUGAAAGCUUGGCUUCUCUCUUGAAUUUAAGCUUCUUGCCUGGCUUUGAUUUGGCUAAUAGAUCGAUUGAUUCUGACGCUUUAUUCCCCUGGAGAGCUUCAACAUCCUUGUAAGAUUGCUCAAUAGCUAAGCACUUUGCAACAGCAAUGUCAAAUGUUAGUUCCUCAAGCUUAAGUUUCAAAAGCUCUGACAUCAUUCUCUUAUCUCGAAUACCCGAAACCAGUCUAUCUCUAAGCCUUUCCAAACGCAUGGCGUCGUUAAAUUUGCAAUCCAUAGCUAGAUGUUUCAAAACAGCAACAUAUUGACUCACCGUUUCUCCUGCGUUACGUGCUCGGUUGUCAAACUCAUACCUGGCUACUAAAGCAGACUUCUGUGGCUUCAAUUGUUCGCGGAGACGCUCUACGAUUGCGUUGUACGUGAGAGAAUCUUCUCCUAACAAGGUCGGAGCCAUCAAAUCUUUCGCCAGUUGGUACGUUUCAGUGGGAAGAUUGGUUAACAAGAUGGCUUUCUUCUGUUUCGCGUCGGUCACUCCAUUUGCCACGAAGAAGAAUCCUAACUGUUCUGUAUACGCCUCGAAGUCAGUUCCCACAGUGAACUUUUGAACUUUUCCGAUGUUACGAACUGGAUUUGGUGCCGUAUUUGCAUCGCUGGCCAUCGUGGACGUUAUGUGGAUUUAGUUUAGGGAUGUCUUCAGUUUUAGCAGCCCAAAAGGUCCUUUAAUAUCCCAUCCUCGUCGCCAAAAUUGUCAUGUAUUACUUAAGAACUACACACCCCAAACAACAUGGCGGUUCGGCAAGUAAAAGACUGUUUAAUGAAGCCUCAUGCGUGCGCAUGAGCAAACCAUAUAUGGUAACACGCAACAUACAACACACUGGAAAACCAUAACAAUAUCAUGCAAUUAUUCUGCUCUUGAAGGUCCGUGUAAUCUCGACAUCGAUUUCAAUAAUUGGGCCGCUCUCUUUUCACCAUUCUCAUAUUUCUCACAACAACUCGUUUGUGUCUAAACCUUUUUUGGUCCUUGGCGAUGUUCACCUUGCUUUAUUCGCCUUAGGAUCCUUGUAAACUUUGUUGAAAAUAAAAAUAAUUGGUUUUUCUAGAGAUCUUGUCUAUAAAGCCAAGUUUUUUUUAAAAAAUCUGACCGAUUGACAUGAUGAAUUUCUACAGUGUUGUUGUCACACAAUAAUUAUUUCGUUCGCGUCUGAAGCUUUUACAUUCAUUGGCGAUGUUUACAUUGCUUUAUUCGCUAUGAGAUCCUUAAAAACUUUGUUGGAAGGAAACAAAACUGUUUUUUCACUAAACAUCUUUUACUUUUCUGUAUGUUUAACUUCUAAUAAGUUGUACUGGAUUGAAGACUAACUCGCCGACGUCUCUACUCGAUUUUAUACGUCAGCGAGUUGGAGUUGGCGAGUUGAACCGUCGGCGACUUGACUGCGAUUCAUUUUGAUUUUCUCUCUAUUAGAGGAACAGCAGUAGGCUUGGUUUCUUUUGUAUCUGUUAUUUAGUCUUGUCACGCAACGCACUCUCUCUCAGGAAAUAGAGGGCGUUGUGUGGUGAGACCAAACAACAACUGCAAAGGAGAAUACAGUAAGUGUGGCACUAAUUCAUUUUAUUUUUGCCUAGAAGUAUUUGAACAAUAGAGAAAAUGGAUCAUAAAAUACAUGACAUGGUGUGACUUUAGUUAAACUAGGUUUUAUUUUCUUUCUUUUAAGGUGAAGGAAUGCAAUAUUUUUGUUCCUUGAAAAGUUAUGCUCUUUUUCUGACUUACAUAAAUGAAAACAUUAAGUACACAUUUAGUGUCCCAUCUUGACCCACUCAGCCAAAAAAAUAACUCGGGCAUGCUAGGCAUGCCCAUGUUUCACCUUAGCUAAGUCUGUUUAGAUAUUUCCAUGUUUGAAACUGUAAUCUUUUAGAUCAAUCAGAAUUUUGAUUCUACCAUGGAAUGAGGUAAAGAAGCAAAUUAAAGAAACUGAAACUGAAACAAUUUAUAUACUGUAUGUGGUAAUCAUUUUUAUUUCAUUAAAUUAUUGUUGGUAUUUAUUCAUUGGUAACAAGCUCUAUGUUUGAUUGGUGUUGCCUCAUUGUAAUGUUCUCAAAUUUUAAUGAUUAAUUAGGUAAGAGGUGAAAAAACCUUGAUAUAUUAGGAUUAAAUUUGACUGUUACAAUUUAACAGGUGGUGAAAUGAAUAUUAAAGUUGAUGUGGAUGAAUUGAAACCUGAAGAACAGAAUAUACAGACUGGCAUGUUGGCAACAGAGUCUGUCAGAUGCCAAGAAGUUCAGCAGCCAAUGGCAUCUGCUACAUUAACUGCAUCUGGAAGUGUGUCCUAUUCAAAGAAAGAUCAUCUCAAGGCCUUUGAAAAGGAAAUCUUGCUAUUAAUUAUGCAAAAUUAUCUCCAGACCACACCACCACAGUCCCCUGAAGAGCACAACAGGUUCAAGGAAUACAUGAAAGAAAUGAAGCUCAUCAUUUCUGAUACCUCUGUAGGAAGUUUAGUGAUAACAGUGAAGUGUGAAUCUCUAAUGAUCUUGGAGGAGUUGUGGACAGAUUACUCAUCUGGUCAUCUUGGUGAAGUGGUUCAGAAUUGUUUUGUAACUGAGAAGAUCUUGAAGGAACUGAACCUGGCUGAGCUGAGGCUGAAGACAACAAUGGACAUAGAAGAGUACAAUGCAUGCAAAAUGUUCUUUGAGAAAGAUGCACUUAGAGGUUUGUAGAAAGAAUGUAUCAAGGCCUGGUCCUACUAUGAAUUAUUUGUCAAGGGCUUUGAAUGAAAUCCAUCAGUCUUUCCACAUGACGUAUGAUAAGGUACAUGUCAUGAAGGGAUGGGUCCAGUUUUUAUAUCAAGAGUUAGGGAACUUGUCUCUUCAAUAAAUUCAUGCUGACUACUGUAUGUAAACCAUGCCAAUGCAAGAAGUAAUUUGUUUGCAAGAUGUUUCAUUUGAUGUUUUGUUCUUCUCAAACAUCUCUUCCCAGUAACCUGUUAUCUUUCCUACUAAGACAUCUGGCUCAAUAUUUCCUCUCUAUAGGGUUGUAUUUAUCUUUCCUUAAUUUAUUUGAUUGCAUUCAUUAAUCAAAGGUUAAUUGGCAAGACUUUUGUUGGAGGGAUCAUGAAAGAAAAUUUUUCUAGUUUUUGCAUGUUGGGUGUUUUUAAAAAUAGUUUGAGGUGUCUUUAUCUUUUAAAAUGUGUGUCUUCUUGUAAAUCUGAUUUUAGAUGCUUUAUCCUCUGAAUUCCACUCCACAAGUUCAACCAGUGAAAGUCCACUAACAAAAGAACAAUGGGAAAAAAGUGAACAGAAGACAAAGAUUAUGGAGACGGCAAAAUUGGAAGGUGAAAAAGAAAUUACAAACUUGUAUUAAUUUAUUAUGGAAAGUUUUUGUGAACAGUAAUAACAAUUAUGUGAUAAAUCUUUGAAGGAUAAUUUCAGUGCAAUAAUGUGGCAUCAAUAAUUUAAUAUAAUUGUACACAGUUCCACUUAUGGGUACUAAACAUUUGUAGAGAAGCUGUGAUGUUAAUCUCUCCAUUUUUUACUUUGACACUGUAUGUGGAAAUACAGAAACCUUUUGUAAAAGACUGAAGGCAGGUACAUGUAGAUAACAUGCUAUCAUUGCAUGCAUGCUAGAUUGCAUGAUUUAUUUCUGUAAAUGUUUGAUAUGGAUAAACUAGCAGUAAUAGUUCCCUUUCAGUCACCAUUAACUUUUUCCCACUUUCUUACAUCUUGCAAAUACGCGCAUGAAAUUUGUCAUGUUACAAAAAUUUUGUGUACUGGGUACUGUUUAAUUGGAGGAUUGGUGUGCAAUUUCAGGUUUUAGGAGAAGGAACACUGGUGUAGAAGCCCUCUAAUACUGAGGACCUGCAAGCAGACUAAUAUCCAAUAUGUUUGAAGUUUAAUGUGAUAUUAAUGGUUUCAAGUGCAGCUGAAGCACAAUUUUAACUUGGACGCUUUGCUCCAAAUUAACAGAUCAGAAAUUGAACAUCAAAGUUGAUGUGGAACAUGUGAAAUGUGCAGAUCAAGAUGAUUACAAUACAGCUUCAGUUUUAGCUUUGGAGCCAGCAGGAUAUCAGAAGGCAUCCACAGCUUCAGGCAGAAAGAGAAAAGGACAUUCUGAUGCAGAUUUAGAAGAUCCCCAACCAAUCAAAAAGAAAGUCUUGUGCUUAAUUGCCAUGAAUUACCUUGAUACUACACCAGCACAGUGCAGGGAUGAACGCAAUGAGUUUAAGGAAUACUUACAAGAAAUGAAGGUCUUCAUCAUAGGUGUUUCUGUGGGAAGUUUGGUGAUAACAGUAAAGUGCGAUUCUCUCUCGAGCUUGGAGGAAUUAUGGGAAGAUUACUCUUGUGGCCUUUUGGAUAAGAUGGUACGAGAUUGUUUUGUAACUGAAAAGAUCAUGAAGGAACUGAACCUGGCAGAACUGAAGCUGAAAACAACAAUGGACAUAGAAGAGUACAAUGCAUACAAACUGUACUUUCUUGAGAAGGAUGCACUCAGAGGUCAGUUGAAAGAAAGAAAAAGGCCUGGUCUUUCAGAAAAAUGUUUUGAAAUGAUUAAAAACACAAUGCAUCACUCAUUCAACAUGGUGCACCAUAGGGUUAACAGAGGUGUAGAGGGGGUCCAGGUUUUGACCAAGAUAUUCAACCAAUUGCUUCAUGACUAAGCUCAUACUUACUAUGUAUACAAUGACAAUCUGUAGCUAGAAGUGAUUUGUUUUCAAGAAAUUUCCUAGCAUAUUUUCCUUUCUGUCUGCUUGUAUUUAUCUUUGGCUCCAAAUAUAAACAAAAUAAAACAAGCUAAAAUAAAAAAUUGGCAAGAUUUUAGUUGGAGAAGCUAUAAAAGAAAAUGUUACCUGUAUUUGUGUGUGGGGUUUUUAUAAAAAUGAUUUGAGGUGUGUUGUAUGGUUUUGAAUGUCAGUAUUUAGUGGUUACCUCAUUAUUUGUUUUCUUUUAAAUCUGAUUUUAGGUGCCUCAUCUUCUGAAUUCCACUCCAUAAGUUUAACCGGUGAAAGUCCACAAAAUCAAGAAGAGCUGAAAAAAUGGAAACAGAAGACAAAGAUUGUUGAGACAGAGAAACAAAAAGGUAAAAACAAAAUUAAGAGAUCUAUUAAGUUAUUGUGGAGAGUUGUUGUGAACAGUAAUAACAAUUUAUUAUUUGAAAAAACUUUGAAGAAUUAUCUCAAUGCAAUUUUGGCAUUUAUUAUUUUAAAGUGUACAAUUUAGGGGAAACAACAUACAGGGUAUCUGAUGAGAGGCUGUGAAUGCUAAUCCCUCCCUGUACUUUUGCUCAUAGGUACUUCACCCCUCACUGUAGUACCCAUUACUGGUCAUGGAAAAGAAUUUAUAGAGAAAGAGCAACAAAGGAAAGGUAAACAGGAAGCUCAGUUUGAAUUAAUUUCUAAAGUGAAUUUGUUCAGUGUGUUUAGCUAUCAUGUCAAGUGUAAAGAAGUGUGUUUUUGGGAUUAAACAUUUAAGGUUGCCAGGGUCUGUAGGAUAAAACUGAAAUGACAAUUAUUUGAAAUACUUUCAGUUCUCAUCAAAAAUUAAUUCCAAAGAAAUUAAAACCCAAUGAAGUUUUCGCGAAGGGAAUGUUAAGAUGGUAGUGGCUAGGGAUGGUGAAACAGUAUUAAUUAUAAUAAAAUCAUAAUCAUAAUAAUAAUAGUAUUAUAAUAGUAUAAUAAAGGUUUUUUCAACCUUAGUCAUAAAUUAUGUAUUAAGGAACCGACAUUGAUGAUGUAUUUUAGAUAAAUUUCAUGCACACCUUAUAGAGAUUGUCACAUGAAUACUAAUAUUGCUAAUAUUGCUGUAAAUAAUGAAAAGUAAUGUAAAUUAUUACAAAUACAGUUGUGCCUCUUUCUCUAUUUUAUGUUAACCUGAAGGGAAUUUGAGUUGGUUUGUGGAAUGAAAAAGAUAUACAUGGGAUAUAUAUGUGUAUAUCAAGUUGAUGUUUUCAACAGCUUUUUCAAAUCUAUCCUUAGCUUCAAGUUGGUAUGCCUGUCUCUAACUAUUUAUUGGUAGAAAUGCUAGUAUCUCUCUGUAUACCUUUGCUUUUAGGCAUGUUGUCUCCUCAUGGAUCUACCACUUCUGAUCCUGAAGAAAAACUAGAAGAGCUACAUAUGAAUCUCAAGAAACAAGUUACUUGCUCAAUUUGUCUCGAUACCUACACUGAACCUAAAAUUCUAUCAUGUCAUCAUACAUUUUGCUGUGAGUGUUUAGAGAGACAUGCAAUAGUGAACCAGAGACAAGGGAAAUUCCGAUGCCCUGAGUGUCAAGUAGAAAUCAAUUUACCGGAAGGAAAUCGCUUCGACUGUUUGCCUAACAGCUUUUUGCACAAAAGUCUGUUAAGUGUCCUUCAAGCAGAAAGUCGUGAAGGUGAAUUGUUGAGUAAUUAAAUCUUUUGUACAAAACUAAAUGGAACAAACUAAAUGAAGUGCUAAUUGAAUGGUUAAAUGAUGGAAAAUCAGAAAUCAACUCAUAUAUUUGUACUUUUCCCCUUAGGUACUUCACCCUCCACUGUACCGUCCACUGCUGGUCACAAAAAAAAAUGGGAAGUAAGACACAACACUGGGAAAUUUCAGGAAAAGAAAGGUGAGUGA
Molecule: messenger RNA, 13033 nt
Organism: Pocillopora meandrina
Lineage: Eukaryota; Metazoa; Cnidaria; Anthozoa; Scleractinia; Pocilloporidae
Source: the annotation of a GenBank genome assembly